Messenger RNA from Strongyloides ratti, 333 nucleotides. RefSeq lists its product as hypothetical. NCBI's taxonomy places the organism in Eukaryota, Metazoa, Nematoda, Chromadorea, Rhabditida, Strongyloididae. The transcript has 2 exons. The record is from RefSeq and is a predicted model, not a curated record. Bases 1 to 333 code for a protein of 110 amino acids.
AUGCCUGAAAAUCCAUCUAUAAGAUAUGCAUUUGAAAGUGUUGAAUGUAAUGGUUCAUGUUAUCAUGGAUAUGAAUUGGAUCCCCUUGAACGUUUAGGAUGUACUACAGAUAAACUUAAAAAUAUUACCAGUUAUAUUAAUUUUACAACACCAGCAUGUUAUAAAAAUUCUGCAGUACAUUUUACUUUAUGCAUAUGUGAUUGGGAUAAUUGUAAUAUAUUAGAAGGACAAAGUUUAUUUGAAUCUAUUCUUAAAGCCAGAAAUUCAAUAAGUCAAAAUAAGGCAAAUAUUUUAAUGUCAAUAAUUUUUAUAAUUUUUUUAGUAACAUUAUAA